AAUAAAUAAUCAAGUCAUAAAAAAAUAGUGAAAAUAGUCAACCCCAUCUAUAGGUGGAAAUGUGGAAUUCUAUAAAAGGGAAUCAUCAUUAUCAUUUCGCAGAGAUUAUAUGAACACCCAUUGAAUCUGACACUCAGAUUCCUUCCUACCUAUUUUUCUUUUAACUAUUAUCUUUUUUCUCUAAAGUGAUCAGUUGUCAUUCUCUCAGCUUACUUUUUCUUUUUCUUUUUCCACUGUUAUUAAUUUUUUUUGGUUGAAAAGAGAGGUGAGUAGUGAGACUGAAUUCAGAGGCUGUAAGGAAGAACUAACAAAACCCAGUUUGUCUUCAAAGCAAAAGAUUGCUAGGUGCAAAAGGCACAAAUUCUAAAUGGGUGUUGAAGUAGACCAAGAAUCAUCCACCCAAAAUGAUAUUCCAACAAAAUCAUUAUUAAGAUACAACUCUCCCCUGGUGCAAAUAAUCUUAAUUGGCCUGGUUUGCUUUUGCUGCCCUGGCAUGUUCAAUGCCCUCUCAGGCAUGGGAGGUGGAGGCCAAGUUGAUCCCACAGCCUCAGACAACGCCCUCACCGCUCUCUACACCACGUUCGCCAUCUUUGGCAUACUCGGCGGUGGCAUAUACAAUAUCUUAGGGCCCCAUCUCACCUUACUCUCUGCCUGCUUGACAUAUGUUCUCUAUGCAGGCUCUUUCCUUUACUACAAUCACCACAAGAACCAGGAAUUUGCCAUUGCCGCCGGGGCCCUUCUUGGUGUCGGUGCAGGCCUUUUGUGGGCUGGACAAGGUGCCAUCAUGACUUCUUAUCCCCCACCUGAUCGUAAAGGGACAUACAUCUCCAUUUUUUGGAGCAUCUUCAACAUGGGAGGUGUCAUUGGUGGUCUAAUUCCUUUUAUUCUAAACUACCACAGAACUAAGGCUACUUCUGUUAAUGAUGCUACUUACAUAGCUUUCAUGUGCUUCAUGACCGUAGGAGCUCUUCUUUCCUUGGCUAUUUUACCCCCAAAUAAAGUUGUCCGUGAUGAUGGAACUAGAUGUAGUAACAUUAAGUACUCCAAUGUUUCAACUGAGUUUGUUGAGAUCAUCAAGCUUUUCUUGAACUGGAAGAUGCUUCUAAUAGUUCCUGCUGCUUGGUCUAGUAAUUUUUUUUACACUUAUCAGUUCAAUAAUGUUAAUGGGGUGUUGUUUAACUUGAGGACUAGAGGAUUGAACAAUGUGUUCUACUGGGGUGCACAAAUGAUAGGCUCAAUUGGAAUUGGUUACAUGAUGGAUUUUAGCUUCAAGAGUAGGAGGACAAGGGGUUUUCUUGGAAUUGCAGUGGUUGCAAUUCUUAGCACUGUGAUUUGGGGUGGAGGGCUUGCCAAGCAGGUCGAGUACAACCGAGAAGAUGCAGCCAAAGACGAGUUUAACCGGUUAGAUUUUAAAAUGUCAGGUGAUGAUUUCGCAGGACCAUUUGUCCUGUAUUUUAGCUAUGGUUUGUUGGAUGCCAUGUACCAAAGUAUGGUUUAUUGGAUAAUUGGAACUCUGGCUGAUGACUCUGAAACCCUGAGCAGGUAUGUUGGGUUUUAUAAGGGAGUACAGAGUGCUGGGGCAGCAGUUGCUUGGCAAGUUGAUACACACAAAGUUUCUUUCUUAUCCCAAUUGAUUGUAAAUUGGUCACUCACUACAGUGAGUUAUCCACUUCUGGUUAUUUUGGUGUUCUUUGCUGUAAAAGAUGGUAAUAAAUCUGAAGGAGGAGAUGCCAUAGUUGACACUCCUGUAUCCAAUAAGGCCAUUCUUGUUCAUUGACAAACAAGGAACCUUGAGGAAUUUUCAUGUUAUUAGCAUAGAUUUUUCAUUGUUUUCCUAUUUUCUACCUCUUACACAUAUUUGCACCAUGUUAGCCAAAAGUUAUGAAAACUUUUAAUACAAACAAGAGUGAUGUAAUUUUACUAAUGAACCACACAAAUCAAAAGGUUUUACA
Cannabis sativa is the source of this 1952-nucleotide messenger RNA. Its product is annotated as UNC93-like protein 1. Bases 368 to 1777 code for a protein of 469 amino acids. The transcript has 3 exons. NCBI's taxonomy places the organism in Eukaryota, Viridiplantae, Streptophyta, Magnoliopsida, Rosales, Cannabaceae. The record is from RefSeq and is a predicted model, not a curated record.